Molecule: messenger RNA, 1239 nt
Organism: Aspergillus mulundensis
Lineage: Eukaryota; Fungi; Ascomycota; Eurotiomycetes; Eurotiales; Aspergillaceae
Product: arabinan endo-1,5-alpha-L-arabinosidase
Exons: 1
Coding region: 1-1239 (412 amino acids)
Biological process (GO): carbohydrate metabolic process
Molecular function (GO): arabinan endo-1,5-alpha-L-arabinosidase activity
Source: RefSeq, a predicted model, not a curated record
AUGGCUGUCUUGUUCGCUCUCUUUUUGCUUUUCUCCCUCGCCCUCUCGGCGCGCAUUAGACCCUCUUUCAAUGGGACUGCCCUGAACAACAAGGGUACUGGCCCUUCGACCGGAACUGCCGCCGGCACCGACGACCUCUCAUUUGAGCCCGGGCCCAACACCGUCUUCCGUGAAGAAGUCCCUCCCGCAGCUGCAGCCUCGGGAUUCCCACCGACGCACGGAACAGAACUACGCACCCACGACCCCAGCAUCAUCUACGUCGACGGCACAUUCUACAGCUACAGCGUUGGCCCGCGCAUAGUAGUGCACGAAGCCCCGAGAAUGGAAGGGCCAUGGACCGAGUCCGGCGCCGUGCUGUUCGGCGACAGUGUUAUCCAAAAGGGCGACCGCAAAGCCCCCUGGGCCGCAAACACAGUCUACCUCAACGGCCAGUACUACUGUUACUAUUCAGUCAGUAACGCGGGCUGCCGUGAUAGCGCGAUUGGUGUGGCUUCGUCUGCGUAUCCAGGCCCUGGGGCUUGGACGGACCACGGACUCAUCAUUCAGUCUGGGACAGGCGACGGUAGCGAUGUCUAUCCGCUCAACCAGAGCAACACGAUUGAUCCGAAUGUAUUUGUCGAUGGCGAUGGCAGUUUGUAUCUGACUUUCGGCUCCUUCUGGUCGGGCCUGUGGCAGGUUGAGCUUGAAUCCGAUCUGGUUACAGUCAAGGGAUUGUCAGAUGGGAACCUGAACGCAGCUCAUCUCGCCGCUGAGCCGGGCAAAGUCUGGCGCUCGAAGCUCGCCAACUCGAAAGCCAAGACUGCCACCACUGGCAGCAGUUCCGCGAGUCCCAUCUGCGGCGACCCCACAGGCGGCCAUCCGAUUGAAGGCGGGUAUCUUGCCUAUCAUGCCCCAUACUACUACAUGUGGUUCAGCUGGGGACGCUGCUGCGAGUUCAAGGACCCUGCCAUGCGCACGAACGGGAAGGAAUACCGCAUCCGCGUCGGUCGCUCCGAGAGUGCGCGCGGCCCGUUCGUCGAUAAGCAGGGCAUUGACCUUGUCGAUGGCGGAGGCGAGACGAUCUACGGGUCCAAUGGCGAUGUCUUUGCCCCUGGCGGGCAGGGGAUCUUGUCGGACGCAUACGGAGAUAUCCUCUACUAUCACUAUCUAAACUCGUCUGUCAGCUAUGAAUUCAGCGAUGCGAGACUUGGGUACAACCGCCUCGAGUAUGUCGAUGGCUGGCCUGUUGCAGUCUACUAG